GAGGAUAACACAACUAGCAAAGCGAGAAAUUCACCAGCAUGGACUAUCUAGAGCGAUUUGUACAUUUUAAACCACCGAGGUGUGUUUUCUUAUUCGUUUUAUUGUUCGCCGUACAAGUCUCAUACGUCAACGGCAACUUUACAAUGGAGGAUUGCAAAGCGCUAAACACCAACUCUUUCUGUCAAUGCUCGUUAAUGUCAAGGCUAUCAAAACGUUUUAUACUCGAGUGCGCCGCACCCAAAUCCCGUGGCAAGUUCGAAAUAUACUUCAAACCAGGAAAAUAUGUAAGGAUCGAAUGUAACAACACUAAAGCGAACGAAUAUGAGAGUUUACCAUCUAUGAAAAUUGGUGAUAGUAGAAUCGUACAUUUUAAACAUUGUCCCUUACCGGAAGGCAAACCAAUAGUAGAGCUACUUACAAACUUUGGUAUACCAAACGUCGUUUACCUCACGUACGCCACUGACGAGCAUAGCGUCAAUAUAACAAAGUAUCAUCUAAGUGGUCUGGGGUAUUUGCAAAAUUUGAAGCUAAAUUCGAAACCACUGAAAAACUCGGCAGAUUAUUUAGUUCGUAACCCAAGUAACCUCAUUUGGUUGGAGCUGCGCGCUAAAAAUCGUACUUUGAGCGAAAGAUUUUUAGAACCACUACCAAAUUUAGAAUAUCUGGAUUUGGGCAACAACUUUUUGGAACACCUACCAAAUGGUGUAUUUAAAAAUCAACACAAACUUGAGCAUCUCAAUUUACGUAAAAAUAAUUUGCGUAAACUUAAUAAGGAAGUUUUUCGUGGCGUCAACACUCUAACUGUAUUAGAUCUGAAAUCUAAUGAAAUUGAGAGUUUGGAACAUGAUGUGUUCUCACUACUAGGCAAUAUGACGAGCUUAGACCUAAACAAUAAUCGAAUGCACGAAUUGCCUGUGGGACUAUUUGCGGCAAACGAGCACCUCACAGUAUUCAAGCUCAAGAAUAACAAAGUACCACUGAAAAGUUUGCCAACAGGAUUAUUCGCGAAUUUGCCAAAUUUGGAGGAGGUGCACAUCAGCUGUGGUUUGGAAACCCUACCCAUGGAUCUGUUUAUCAACUCAACUAAAAUUACUAGUCUUAACAUGAACAAGAAUCUGCUGACAAAACUGCCGAGAAACUUGCUCAAUGAUCAGCGGAAGCUCCUCAGUCUUGACCUAUCACACAAUCGACUGCAAUCACUACCAGACACACUCUUCCAAAACACAAAAAAUCUGCGCGUGCUGAAAUUAUCACACAAUCAACUCGUCGAGAUAUCAAGUGAGCUAUUCCGCCCAUUAGUCAAUCUGGAGCAUUUGCAUUUGAACAACAAUAACUUGGUUAACAUCAGCUUCAACGCUUUUCGUGACACAGCCAACUUGAAAUCACUGCACUUAGAAAAUAACCAAAUCGACCUCGCCAACGCCAGUGGCCUUAUUGAUAAUACCAGCUCGCCAUUCCGAUAUUUAUUUAAACUCGAAAAACUUAAUCUCCGCAAUAACAGUAUAAAGUAUCUGCACAAGGACUGGAGGGCACAGCUGCUCGCGCUACGCAAACUCGAUCUCAGCUAUAACAAAAUUCUUGCCUUCGCAGAUCACGACCUGCGUUUCAUCAGUAGAAAUGGGCUUGAAGUUAAUUUCACACAUAAUCUCAUAGAGCAAAUCGACUUCAAAACCAUCAAGAACUUUAUUUUAUUCAACGAUGCUAAAGCAAUUCUCAUCGAUCUGAAUAAUAAUCCAAUCUACUGCGAUUGCGUACUAUUCCGCUUUCUACAAUUUAUGUUCAGCGAUUCUAAGAAGUUGGCUAAAAUUAAAAUCAUUGCAAAUAAUUUAAAGUGUGCGGGUCCGUCAACGCUGAAGGGGAAAGGUGUAAUGGAUCUCAGCUUAACGGAGCUAUUUUGCCCGCUGGAUGAAGAAUUUACGCAAGUGAAACUAUGUCCGAAUAACUGCGAGUGUUUGGUGCGUCCUUUUGAUCUAAUACUUUUCAUGAAUUGUUCGCACAGCAACAUGUCGCAUCUGCCAAAAUUACCACACUUGCCCAUACUAAAAGGCAUCGUGCUAAAUGUCGCGCAUAACAGACUUACGAAGCUACCGCUUAACACUACAACUGGAUAUGCUGAUGUCCUAGCACUGCACGCGCCCGGAAAUCAAUUGCAAAGCAUCGAAGUUGGUAACUUACCGAACAAAUUGCAGUACUUGGAUGUACGACACAACCAGUUGCAGCGACUCAAUGCGAGUCUUGUGGAUUUCCUCAAUAGUAGCACUAGGCUACAGGCAGUUUACCUGGCACACAAUCCGUGGAUAUGUGAUUGUGAGGCCAAGCCAUUGGUGGAAUUUGCAAAAAAUUUAGCAGAACGACCGAAAUUCGCUGAACAAGAUAUGGGCCACAUGCGUUGCAUUGUAAAAUCAUCGGAAAUAAGUCUCAGAUUUAUGAAGAAUGUAUCCGACAACCAAAUGUGUCCAAUUGAAAGCAAUUUUUUGGUCCACUUUGUCGUUAUACUGAUAGUAAUACAAAUCGUGAGCAUAGUUUGUGCACGAAUUUAUGAGCAAUACAAAAGAAGCGUCGUGCGUUCUUCCAAUAAAAAAUACGAUACAUUUGUCUUCUAUACACAGCUUGACGAACCUUUCAUCACUAAGCAGUUGGUAGCAGAACUUGAGCAUGGUCCUAUCAAAUAUAAGUUGUGUCUGCCUAAACGUGAUUGGAUUAUUGGAGAAUCUUUCACAAAGCAAAUCAAACGUUCAGUGGGUGAGUCGCAGCGUACAAUGGUGGUGCUUUCGAAAAAAUUUCUGAAAAUGUGGUCAGACAAAAAAGUCCGCAAGGCGCACAUAUCUGUAUUAUCCUCAAUGUGUAAACAUUUGAUAGUCAUAAUCUACAAUGACAUAGAUCGCAUCGAAAGCUUGGACCAAGACGUACAGAUGUGGCUUGCAAAGAGCACCUAUAUCAAAUGGGGUCAUCCAUUAUUUUGGCCUUAUCUACGUGCUGCAUUACCGGAAGAAACUUAUAUGGAUGUAAUGGAACGAUCAAUGCCUGGAUUGAUGAUGAUGGUUUAUUAAUUUAAAUACUAGAUUCCGGACUGAAAUUAACUGGUAUGACUAACGGCCAUUCAACUGUCAUCAAAGUUAACUGCACUUUGAUGACAGUUCAAUGGUCGUUAAGAAAUUCGAAAUACUUUUAUGUACUUCGAAAGUAAAACAAAAUUUUCGAAUGUAAAAAAAUAAACGCAACGA
Molecule: messenger RNA, 3224 nt
Organism: Anastrepha ludens (Mexican fruit fly)
Lineage: Eukaryota; Metazoa; Arthropoda; Insecta; Diptera; Tephritidae
Product: protein toll-like
Exons: 2
Coding region: 39-3050 (1003 amino acids)
Biological process (GO): signal transduction
Molecular function (GO): protein binding
Source: RefSeq, a predicted model, not a curated record